Exophiala xenobiotica is the source of this 1364-nucleotide messenger RNA. RefSeq lists its product as uncharacterized. Gene Ontology annotation, biological process: translation; ribosome assembly. The transcript is spliced from 2 exons. Gene Ontology annotation, cellular component: mitochondrial large ribosomal subunit; ribosome. Gene Ontology annotation, molecular function: structural constituent of ribosome. The record is from RefSeq and is a predicted model, not a curated record. NCBI's taxonomy places the organism in Eukaryota, Fungi, Ascomycota, Eurotiomycetes, Chaetothyriales, Herpotrichiellaceae. Bases 88 to 1197 code for a protein of 369 amino acids.
AGAAAUCUCCUUUCCUUAACUGCACCAAUUGAUCACCGCACUCGGUCGCUUCACGACAGUCUGCGGCGACCCUCAGACCGUGUCGCCAUGAAUAGACAACAGAUCGUGCUGCGGCGGCUUUCUCAUGCUCGACCAUAUCAGACUCCUUCGGCAUCCGCCGUUGAGCUCUGCCCCCUCAUGUCGUCGCUUCGCCUUGCCUCUACUCGGCCCUUCCACAGCUCGUCGAUACGUUAUGCGCCUACCACAGUCGAAGGAAAAGCCACCACGAAAUCAAAGUCUGGGAAAUCAUCGGAAAUGCCAACUUCUGCGACUUUGACAGCAAGAGAACGAUUAAAGGUAGCAAGGAAGCGAGCAGCGGAAAGAAUAAAGGACGAACGCGCCGAACAGGAGCGGAAUUUCAAACUUGGAGGUCUAUCUUCUUCCAGCUUGUUUGGUGGUGAUCUUAUUGAACGCAAAGACACCGGUCCAAAGGAGGAUUUAUCAUUCGCAGAGCGUAACCCGGAGCAUAUGGCUCAGGCCCUCAAUCCUCGUCCCACUGCUCGGUCUAGAUGGCAGCGGAAAAUGGUAAUCAGAGACGUCAGGCGUCGUGGGCGGCCAAACAAGGAAAUGAGAAUAGCCCGGUCGGAACGAAAUCAUGUGUCUCGAUCACAUUUCUUCAAGACAUCCAUGAAAAAGUUGGCUCCUCUGGCUCGACAGAUUGCCGGCAAACCUAUCGAAGAAGCCAUUCUGCAGAUGAGAUUCUCCAAGAAGAAGGUGGCACAAGAAGUCCGACAACAUCUGAUGCAGGCUCGCAAUGAAGCCAUUGUUAUGAAAGGCAUGGGCCUGCAGUCUGUCACGGAGAACGAAGACGCGACAGUCGGCCAAGAUCCAAGCGCGACUCGACCUCUUCCACAUCAAACACAUUCCAAAGCGCUUAAGAAGGGCCACACUGCCGACGAAACCGACAUCUACAUCGCACAAGCCUGGACGAAUCGUGGCCCGUAUGGGAGCGAGCCAGAUUACCGAGCACGAGGUCGAGUCUUCAUGAUGCAUCCUCCAUACACAGGCAUCAGCGUGUUGUUGAAAGAAGAGAAGACAAGAACGAGGGAGAAAGCCGAAAAGGAGGCAAAGGCUCUGAGGAAGAGAAUGGGCAAGAACAUGUGGGUUCACUUGCCGGACAGGAGAGUCACUACUCAACGUCAACAUGUUUUGUGGUAGACAUAUGCUGUAUAAAAUGAUUUGUUUGCGGACUACGCAGCCUGUACAACCCACUCUGAUUCGGUGGAGAGAAGUUUAUGUCCUAGAGUAUCCGUGUUGCGCCAGAUUUUGUCAUAGACGACGAGCUUCAUUGUUUCAAACAACGUUGUCAUCUCAACAUUGCCGAU